Theobroma umbraticum is the source of this 1998-nucleotide messenger RNA. The record is from RefSeq and is a predicted model, not a curated record. NCBI's taxonomy places the organism in Eukaryota, Viridiplantae, Streptophyta, Magnoliopsida, Malvales, Malvaceae.
AUGGAGGGAGACGUUGAUUCUGAGAUGAUUUUCAGUGAAGGCAGAGAGGUUGAAGUAACCUCUGAUGAAGAAGGGUUUGAAGGGGCUUGGUUCACUGCUACUAUUCUCGAACCCCCGAAGAACACAACUAAAGACAAGGCCUUGGUUCAAUACAAGAACUUACUCGAUGACGAUGAUCAAACGCCAUUGACUGAACAUAUCAAACUUUCCUUCAUUAGGCCUUUGCCUCCACAACCCAAAAUCCCUGAUGAUCAGUGUUUUGAAGUAAACGAGGUCGUGGAUGCGUUUUACCUUGAUGGGUGGUGGACUGGCUUUGUUUCUAAAGUUUUUGACUACCCAAAGAGGUAUUCUGUGUCUUUUGAACACCCGCCUGAAGAGAUUGAGUUUUUUUCUUCUAAUUUGAGGCCUCACUGGAAAUGGGUUGAUGGUAAAUGGGUUAAACCCUCCAACUUUCAGGAAGUUUUGAUCUCUUCAGAUUGUCAAGAACUGGUGGAGGUCUCUUGCAACAACACCAAAGAUGCUGAGGCAACUAUUCAGCUUGAAAGUUCAGAUGCUGUAAAAUGCAGCAACAAAAAGCGCAAACGUUCUUGUGUAAGUUCAAGAAAGAAUGAGAUGGGUCUGUCAACUGCAUGUAAAGGAAAAGCAAAGGGUAAGCGUGUAAAGCGGGCAAUGCCUGAAGGUGAUGCUACACUUUUACAUUCUUCCCAGAAGUUGAAAGAUCGAAGCUUAGCAGAGUUAUUAGUUUUACAAGAAUCUAACAUGAAGGAUUUGCAAAGUGGAACACCAAACAUAGCAGUGCCAGCAGCAACUAUAUUUCCUGAAAAAAAUGUGGUUGGUGAGCAACCUGCUGUCAAAACCUCGAAGACUUAUGUGAGAGAAGAAGUUGAGAUUCAUCUGCAGAAAGAACAUGAUAUGAGCAGAUUUCAGAAAGAAGAUGGUGCAAAAACUGGGAUAAAGAGGAGAGAGCAACCCUGUAUUGUGCUCAAAAUCAAGCAACCUAAAUUAGUGUUUCAGAUGAGCCAAUCUCCAUCUGCUGGACAAAAUGAUGCUGCAGGUGUUCUUGAAGAAAUGUUUUCUAAAGAAUACACAGCCACAGAAGUUGAGUCAUCUGCGAUCUCACAAAUGGAGCAAGCAGUAGAGAGAACAGCUAUAGUUUCUGCAACAGAUUCUCAGAGAAAAGAAGUCGAGGUGACUGAAAAGUCUGGUGGAAUUCUUCAUGAUAAUGAAGAACAACCUCCAUUAAUAUGCUACAAAAAAAUGCAUUCUGGCCUUGGAAAGAUUCAUUCUGUAGUGAUGGAGGAAAACAACACAGGACAUAUUCUGCAUGGUUGUGCGAAUCAAUGGAAUGAUCCAAGGGAGAAAUCACUUGAAAUUAUGGUGCAGUCCCCUUUACUCGGCAUGACAGGCGACAAUGAGCCAGAGGAUGAAGCCUUACCCUUUGUGAAGAGCUUACCCAUCUGGAAAGCAGUUCAAUCUAUGGAAAUUUUCCAAGUCAUUCCUCAAAACCCACAUUUUCGCCCAUUAGUUAAAUUGAAAGAAAUACUCCGCGAAGGAGUAGCUGUUGGUCACAUGUUGACCUUUGCAUCCUUGGUGCAGAGGACAUCGAAUUUGAGAGUUGCGGAUCCCAGGAACCUUUUUACUAGCAUUUUAGAUGCUCUUCUUGACUUGGAAAUGCUUGGAUUUGAUGUUAAGGCAGUAAGGGAUCGCACAAGUGAGUUGCUGUUCAUGAAAGAUAGACAUGGACAUCUUCAAGACCAAUCUAAAGAAGUUGAAGUGCAGGUCAAACAGCAUGCUCAUGAGUUGACCAAAAUAAAUGAAGAGAUUGAUAUAAACAAGAAGAUGUUGAAAGAACUAGAAGGAAAGCAGGCAAUACUCGUCUCAAUAAAGGAGUCUAAAAUAUCCAAAAUAGCCUCAUUGCAAGUAUGUGCGGAUGUUACUACUGAAGACAUUCAAAGUGUAGAAUUUGAUUUUGAGAAUCUAGCAGCUACUCCUUGGUAA